Molecule: messenger RNA, 354 nt
Organism: Papaver somniferum (opium poppy)
Lineage: Eukaryota; Viridiplantae; Streptophyta; Magnoliopsida; Ranunculales; Papaveraceae
Product: LOB domain-containing protein 23-like
Exons: 2
Coding region: 1-354 (117 amino acids)
Source: RefSeq, a predicted model, not a curated record
AUGUUACAGAGGCUUCCAGUGAGUCAACGGUCAGAAGCAGCGGAUUGUAUGUCUCUGGAGGCCACAUGGAGAGUACAAGAUCCAGUUUAUGGAUGUGUAGGCAUCAUCUCACAGCUGCAGCAGCAAAUACUCAUGGUCCAAAGUGAACUAGCUAAAACGCAAGGUGAAAUUGCAUUUCAUAAUGCUCAGCAGCAACAACAAACACAAUUAGCGCAAGAACCAAUAAUAGGCGGAACUCAAUGGCUAUUCCAAUUUGGCCAACCAUCAUCGUCGUCCACGAAUAUCAAUGUCAAUCAAGAAGACAUGAUUAGCAACUUGGAUCAACAACCGUUUCUUGAUUUUCUUAAUCGAUAG